UUCAAAUGUAAAAAUCAUUGAGACAAACACUGACCAGGUAAAAAAAAAAAAAAAAAAACAACAACUAAAAUAAACAGCAAAAAUGUCCGACGACGAAUUCAUGUGCGGUGAUGACGAAGAGGAAUAUGAUUUGGUUUAUUCAGAAGAAAGUAAUUCAGAACCUGAUGUGGACCUUGAAAAUCAAUAUUACAACUCAAAGGCUUUAAAAGAAGAUGAUCCUAAGGCUGCACUUGAAAGCUUUCAAAAAGUCCUUGAACUUGAAGGUAAAGAGAAAGGUGAAUGGGGUUUUAAAGCUCUGAAACAAAUGAUUAAGAUUAAUUUCAGAUUAACUAACUAUGAGGAAAUGAUGGUACGCUACAAACUGCUAUUGACAUAUAUUAAAUCAGCAGUUACAAGAAACUACUCUGAGAAGUCUAUUAAUUCAAUCUUAGAUUAUAUUUCAACUUCAAAGCAGAUGGAACUGCUGCAGGAUUUUUAUGAAACAACUUUAGAUGCUCUUAAAGAAGCCAAAAAUGAAAGACUUUGGUUUAAAACAAAUACUAAGCUUGGAAAGUUGUACUAUGAUAGGGGAGAUUAUCCCAGAUUACAGCGUAUAUUAAAACAGUUACACCAGUCAUGCCAAACUGAUGAUGGAGCUGAUGACUUAAAAAAAGGGACACAACUUUUAGAGAUCUAUGCUUUAGAAAUUCAGAUGUACACUGCCCAGAAAAACAAUAAAAAGCUAAAGGCACUGUAUGAACAGUCACUGCACAUUAAAUCUGCCAUUCCUCAUCCACUGAUCAUGGGAGUAAUUCGAGAAUGUGGAGGUAAAAUGCAUCUCAGGGAGGGAGAAUACGAAAAGGCACACACAGACUUCUUUGAGGCUUUUAAAAAUUACGAUGAAUCUGGCAGCCCGAGGAGAACAACUUGCCUUAAAUAUCUAGUUUUGGCAAACAUGCUUAUGAAAUCUGGCAUAAAUCCAUUUGAUUCACAAGAAACUAAACCUUAUAAAAAUGAUCCAGAAAUAUUGGCAAUGACAAACUUAGUCAGUGCAUAUCAAAAUAAUGAUAUAAAUGAUUUUGAGAAAAUCUUGAAAACCAAUAGACAAAAUAUUAUGGAAGAUCCUUUCAUUAGAGAGCAUAUUGAAGAUCUUUUAAGAAAUAUUCGAACUCAAGUUCUUAUAAAACUUAUCAAGCCAUAUACAAGGAUUCAUAUUCCUUUUAUUUCUAAGGAACUUAACAUUGAUGCAACAGAAGUAGAAAAUCUUUUAGUAUCCUGCAUCUUAGAUAAUACUGUAAAUGGAAGAAUAGAUCAAGUCAAUCAAGUACUUGAGUUGGAACGUGAGUCAACAGGCACAGCUCGUUACAAUGCAUUGGAUAAAUGGACAUGCCAGUUACAGAGUCUUCAUCAAGCUGUUAUAAGCAAAAUUGCAUAGCAGGCGGUUUCAUAAGACUAGUAUAAAAAACUGUAAAAAAAAACAACAACAACAAAACCCAGAAGAAAAUAAGUUAUCGUCUCAUAUGCAUUUGUCUUUACAGAAUACUAAUCUAUUAAAAAAAAAAGAUCAUGUUAUGAUCUCCCAAGUGCAGAGUUGCUAAGAAUAAACCUGUAAAAAUUUAAAUACUGAUGUGUUUUUUCACAAAGCUGAUUAUAAGCAUUGACUAAAGCUGUAGCCACUAAGUUAACUAUUAACUUGUUUUUCUUUUUCUUUACAUUUUCUGAGUGUAACUAUCAGUAUAUUUUAAAUUGAUGAUACAUUUUUUUGUCAAUGUUAUCACCAUAAGUUGACCUAAGUUCCUGAAUAAUAUAAUAAACCAACCGGUUUGUUGAUUUUGAGUUUCCCAAGUCACCUAUCUGGGCAAGUUGGCCUGAGUGCUGAAUGUUACCUAAAUAUAAGGCAUCUUUAAUAAUUCUGUGCAUCAAAUCCUUUAAUGUUGAUAAAUAUUUCUGACUAAACAAGUCCUGUUGAAACAGUGUGUCUUUAUUUGUGCAAGUGUUUGUUUAGUUUUUUGAGUUGCAUUUGGUUGAGUUAUAAAAAAAAAUUAUUAAAACUUGUAUUUCAAGUUGUACUUUCAAACUGUACUGUCUGUUAAGUUAUUAAGACUGAGAGUGUCUCUUAUUUCUUGCAUGUUGAAAACAUUUUUUCCCCAUUGUAUAUUAAGUUUUAAAAAAAGCUGAUUGAACUGAAUGAUGUUUUUUUUUUUAAUUUUUACAUAGACAUGUUGUUUAUCUUCCUUUUUUUUCCUUUAAUUGUUUUUUAAAUGAAAUAAAGGCGAUUAGAAAACUGGAUGUGAGUUUGGCAGGAACAGAAUGAAAGUCUUAUUAGAAUGUUGAUGUCAUUUUUUUAAAUCAUAAUUAAAAAGCUGAGGUGCUUUCA
Biomphalaria glabrata is the source of this 2356-nucleotide messenger RNA. RefSeq names its product COP9 signalosome complex subunit 2. Gene Ontology annotation, biological process: protein deneddylation. The coding region runs from base 83 to 1414 and encodes 443 amino acids. The record is from RefSeq and is a predicted model, not a curated record. Gene Ontology annotation, molecular function: protein binding. The transcript has 13 exons. Gene Ontology annotation, cellular component: COP9 signalosome. NCBI's taxonomy places the organism in Eukaryota, Metazoa, Mollusca, Gastropoda, Planorbidae.